AAAUUUGCUCUUUUUUGUCUUUUUUUUUUAGCCGGGCCAUUCCAAACCUCUGCCUGUAGAAGUGGCACUAUUGAUUAAGAUGAAUCAAGCUCCCAUAAGUCAAUAUGCCAUAAAAAUGUUGGAAUGGUUUAUAGACUCACAAGACAUCGUGAUCAUUAUGGAGUACCCUCAACCCUGCCAAAGCUUGAGCCACAUCAUGAAACGCAAUCGUACACUGAGUGAAGAAACCGCUCGUGUAAUAAUGCGUCAAACAGUACAGGCAGUAAUAAACUGCUAUGAUCACGAUGUCUUUCACAGCGACAUCCAUCCAGGCAACUUCCUAGUCAACACAGAGACGUUAGACACCAAGCUGAUUGACUUCGGCUGUGGUCAGCUGUAUACUGAUGGCGUCUACAAAAGUCAUAAGUACAUAGGGGUACAAGAUUUCAUUCCACCGGAAAUCAGAAAGAACCGAAAGUUUCACGCCAUCCCAGCAAACGUCUGGUGUCUAGGAAUGGUCCUGUAUGAAAUGGUUAAUGGACACAUGUCGUAUGUGAAAUCCAAAGAAGUCCAGUUUGUGAAUACCAGCUUAUCUGAAGGUUGGACACAAAAGUGCUGGACACCAAACUGGACUGAGCAGACCAGACUACACCAGACCUUAAAAAAUAUUAUAUUAUUAUUAUUGUAUAAUUUUUUAUUAUUGUUAUUGCAUAAUUUUUAUUAUUUGUUGUUAAUAUUAUUAUUGUAUCAUAUUUAUAUGUAAUCAUUGUAAAUAGUUUAUAAUGAUGAUGUGCACUUGUUACAUUCUAUUGUAUGUCACUUAAAUAAAAUAUCUUAUAACCUUUACUGUGUUUGCAUAAAAGACUCCUAUUAUAGAUGACCUUAUCCAUCCAAAAAUUACACUUUAGCUUCCAUA
Molecule: messenger RNA, 895 nt
Organism: Misgurnus anguillicaudatus (oriental weatherfish)
Lineage: Eukaryota; Metazoa; Chordata; Actinopteri; Cypriniformes; Cobitidae
Source: RefSeq, a predicted model, not a curated record